CCCUGAAUGCUUGCAGAUAAUAUAAAAGAUUUGUUGAGAUUUCUAAGACGAGACGACCCACAGACGCGAGAAGUAUUCAAAGAUGUCUGCAAAUUGAACACUGUGGGCAAUAAUUUGAUACCCAUUAUGGAAUAUUGCCAGGAUGAUCGUAACCUGGUAUUAAAUGCAGUCAAGGUUUUGGUGUUUCUGACAAUGCCUGUUGAGUCAUCAUCAACUGAUAUAACCCAACAAGUAGAGUAUCUUUGGAAGCUGAAGUAUACAAUUACUUGCAGCAAUAUUAUCCCUGUGAUCGUCUCACUUUUGGAGAGCCCGCUUGAGAAUUUGGAAAGUGAAGCAUUCACAGAGGAUGAUUGGAAAUUAGUUCAACUGGUGCUCACAUUCUUCCGUAAUACUCUGGCCAUCCAGGAAAUUUCUCCUCAACAAAAUGCUGGCGUGUCUUCCACACAUAUUUUGCCAAUCAGAAACAGGUUUCUUCAACAAUUGUUCAAUGAGAAUGUGAUGGACUUGAUCUUAGUUCUAACUCAGCAAGUUGGAGGUCCUAAUGCCCAUCUCCGUCAUGAUAGUCUUCUUCUAUUGGAAACCUUUUAUUACUUAUUCAUGGGUUACGAGCCAGAGUUAGUUGCCAAAGCACAUUCAGAGGUCUCCAAGUUGGAUUCUGAUGCCAAAGAUCCUAUUAGUAGCCUGAAGUCUAUUAUGGAAGAGGAGAAAGAGAAGAAGAAGCUCAUUAGGCUCCACAACAAUGCGGGGUUUUCACAAUUUAGUGGAAUAUUUACUCGUCUUGCAGUGGAUGGUUCUAAAACAUUACAUAAAGGAAAUCCUCUUUCAGCUUCUCGGAAUGCCUUGAUGAAAACACAAAAAACACAUCGAGGUCCACUAAAAAGAAUAGCGUGGGACCAUGGAAGGUUGCCUUCAAUGGAAGAUGAUAUACUGAAAUUACUACAUGACUUCAUAAACCAGUUUUUGUCUGGAAGUUAUAAUGUUUUGAUGCAGUCUAUUCGAGAAGAUAUUGUGAAGGAACAUCAUACACUUCAGAACAGUGAUAUUAUCAUGUUCUUUGAGGUUGCUAAUUUCAUAACAUCUUUUCACUAUCACAAUUUAUUGAGUCUGAAGGCUGUUGAGAAGGUCCCUUCAGGUGAUAUAUGUGGGCCUAUUGCUGAAUCAAUGAACGAGUCAAUGUUUACUCUCGUGUUUUCAAAGUGGCGUGACACAUAUGAUGGCUUGAAACAGACACAAAACUACAAAUUUUUGUCUGCAACAGGAUCUCUUAUGAAAAGCAUGAUUCGCGUGUUGGAUUUGGUGCUUAAGUUAUCUUCUGAAGAUUCCAGGGAGCCGCAGACAGUUCGCAUACUUCUUUACAAACUAUUUUAUGAUCAAACUGAUCAAGGCAUGACUCAGUUCCUCUUGAACCAGAUCACAGGUUUUGAUAUUCACAAACAAGCUAAAAGUUAUCUUAUUGAUCUGGUAGAGAGUAUUCAUGUUGUCAUACGGCUAAUGGAAAACCUUCAAGAACGUGGAUCAUUAAGGGUUUGCCGGAAGUCAAGGAAGAAGAGAAUAAAGAAGGUACAUAAAGACAAGAACACAGACCCAACAGCUGGAGAUGACAUUCAACUUCAGAAUGAGGGUGAUAACAUUAACCAUGAAGUUAAUGAAGCUUCUAGUAUUGGCAUAACAGAAGAUUUUGCAAAUAUAAAUCCCAAAGGAAAUGAAAAAGUGCCUGAAUUGGAUCUGCCUGAGUUGGAUCUGCCAAGUGUAGAGGAGGAACAUCCAGCAAAGGAGAAUACAAGGUCUGAUAAAAAUAUUGAUGACCUUAACGAUGGAUCAGGUGAUUCCUCUAAUGAUGAGCAGAUAGCUGAAACCAAUGAAGUUGACUUUAAUGUAUCGACCAUGGUUUCUGCACUAGCAAACAAUUCAAUUAUCCAGAACUUAUGUUGGCUGCUAAAGUUCUACAAAAGCAAUUCCGUCCGCACAAAUCAUUACAUUUUAAUCAUUCUGCGAAGAAUCUGCGAGGAUCUUGAACUUUCUCCAAUGCUAUAUCAGUUAUCCCUACUUGGCAUCUUUCAUGAGAUACUCUCGGAGCAAAAGUCUCGGCCAUGCAAGGAACACGAAGAUCUUGUUGUUUUUCUGACAACCUUGGUUAGACGGAUGAUGAGGAAAAUGAAGAGUCAGCCUCUUCUUUUUGUAGAGAUACUUUUCUGGAAGGCAAGAAGAGAAUGUCAUUACAUCAAUUGUGAAUCAUUGUUGCAUGAAGUUGGCGAUCUAAGGGCACAAGCCAAAAAAAUGGGAAGUGCUCAUGUAGAUGGAGAAAAUUAUCCAACUCAGGGUAGAGGUGGAGUCCACAUAAACAUAGCCGAUGCACUUGGUGAUGAUGAUGAGGAUUUUAUCAUCUCCCACAAUGAUGGAACCAAGAGCAAAGACGGAGAUGGUGCCAAAUCAAUAUCUGAUGAUGAUGAUGAGGAGAGCCAAGGAGAGGAAAAGAAAACUUCUUCUGAUAGAGUGAGAGGUGACUCCAAACAGGAGCAUGAAAAGGUAGUAGCUAGUAAAAGGCGCAAAAAUAUGGUUCUGGAUGCAGAUAUGGAGGGAAAACUUGUAGCACUGUAUGAAAAAUUUAAAGAUGAGAGGAGGUGCUCUUACAUGAUUGCAAAAGAACUUGAUAGUGAUGGGAAAUACACAGCUGUUCAAGUUUCCCGCAAACUGAAACAGCUAGGACUCACUGUUGUUAAUAAUCGUCGGUUAAAAAAAACAACAGAAGUGGAUGAGGAUCUUCAAGGCAGUAUUCAAUCUGACAACUCUGAUAAUGAAACAUUAUCAUCAUGCAGGAAAAGGCAAAAGAAAAGUGGAGCAUCAAGUACAAAAGAAAAGAAGAAAGAGUUGAGAGCAGGUUCUUCUGUUGAAAAGGAUCCAAUAAAUACUACCAAAAGGGACUUGGAGGAAGUUAAUGCAACUAUUGAAACAUACAGCAGCAGGAUGGAGAUGAUGGAUGUUGAAGAUGAGCAAUUUCAUGAAGAGAGCUUAUUAUCUGAUGAUAUUGGGAAUGAUAAUAAUCUUCCUCAUCCUAAUUCAUCUCCCAGCCCCAUCAUGCUUACUGAUGCUAAUAACACAGCAUCUCGUAGAAGGAAAUUGAGGAUGAUCAUCGACGAUGGAGAUGAUGAUGAUGAGUAGUAACAAAUGUUCUCUCUACAUGUAACAUAUAACCUCAAAACAUCCAAAAUGUGUUCAAAUGUUUUUGUUUUUUUAAAGGAGAUCAAUUUUUUAUAGUAUUGAAAAGUUAUGAACA
This is a messenger RNA of Impatiens glandulifera, 3274 nucleotides long. RefSeq lists its product as uncharacterized. Gene Ontology annotation, cellular component: replication fork protection complex. The record is from RefSeq and is a predicted model, not a curated record. Gene Ontology annotation, biological process: replication fork arrest; DNA repair; DNA replication checkpoint signaling. NCBI's taxonomy places the organism in Eukaryota, Viridiplantae, Streptophyta, Magnoliopsida, Ericales, Balsaminaceae. Gene Ontology annotation, molecular function: DNA binding. The coding region runs from base 7 to 3159 and encodes 1050 amino acids. The transcript has 16 exons.